AAUCCUCUCUCACUCUCGCGGGAAGCUAUCGCCACCGGUCUAAAAUGGCUCUCUCUGCUUCUUCGUUAAUCACCAGCAAAACCUUCUCUACGCCGCGGCAAUACUCUCCCCGCCACCCUCUUCUCCUCCCCGCCGCCGCCACCACCCGCCGAUUCGUUGUUGUGGCCAAUUCCGCCGAACCUGCCAAGUCGCCGGCCCCUUCCAAGGCCGCUCCGGUGCCAAUUUCGACCCGAUGGGCGCUCGAUAGUUGGAAGACCAAGAAGGCCCUGCAGCUUCCUGAGUACCCUGAUCAGAAUGAGCUCGAUCUGGUUCUCCAAACCAUUGAAUCUUUCCCUCCCAUUGUGUUCGCCGGAGAGGCCAGAGCGCUCGAGGAUAAAUUAGGUCAGGCCGCCGUGGGCAAGGCCUUUCUGCUUCAGGGCGGGGACUGCGCUGAGAGCUUUAAGGAAUUUAAUGCCAAUAACAUUCGUGACACUUUCCGUGUUAUUCUUCAGAUGGGUGUCGUCCUGAUGUUUGGUGGCCAAAUGCCUGUUAUAAAGGUGGGAAGAAUGGCGGGUCAGUUUGCGAAGCCAAGAUCAGACCCUUUUGAGGAGAGGGACGGAGUGAAGCUGCCAAGUUACAGGGGUGACAAUGUGAAUGGGGACGCAUUUGAUGCAGCAUCAAGAAUACCUGAUCCUCAGAGGUUGAUAAGAGCCUACUGUCAAUCAGUGGCUACUUUGAACCUUCUGCGUGCGUUUGCCACAGGAGGGUAUGCUGCCAUGCAAAGGGUCAAUCAGUGGAAUCUCGAUUUCAUGGAGCACAGUGAGCAGGGUGAUAGGUACCGUGAAUUGGCUCACCGAGUCGAUGAGGCCCUUGGAUUUAUGAGUGUUGCUGGACUUACAGCUGAUCAUCCAAUCAUGACCACAACAGAGUUUUGGACCUCUCAUGAGUGCUUGCAUCUCGCUUAUGAGCAAGCACUUACUAGAGAAGAUUCUACCACUGGGCUUUUCUAUGACUGCUCUGCUCACAUGCUAUGGGUAGGAGAACGUACCCGUCAACUUGAUGGUGCUCAUGUUGAAUUCUUGAGAGGAGUUGCUAAUCCACUUGGAAUCAAGGUGAGCGAUAAAAUGGAUCCAGAUCAACUUGUUAGGCUGAUAGAUAUAUUGAACCCAAGAAACAAGCCUGGAAGAAUUACUGUGAUAGUUAGAAUGGGAGCUGAGAAUAUGAGAGUGAAGCUUCCUCAUCUAAUCAAGGCUGUUCGCGGAGCAGGUCAAAUUGUCACUUGGGUCAGUGAUCCCAUGCAUGGAAAUACCAUCAAAGCUCCAUCUGGACUGAAAACUCGCUCUUUCGAUGCGAUAAGGGCUGAGGUGAGAGCAUUCUUUGAUGUGCAUGAUCAAGAAGGGAGCUACCCAGGAGGAGUUCAUUUAGAAAUGACGGGGCAGAAUGUGACCGAAUGCGUAGGAGGCUCACGAACUAUUACUUAUGACGACUUGAGCUCACGUUAUCACACUCAUUGUGAUCCAAGAUUGAAUGCUUCUCAGUCUCUUGAACUGGCAUUUAUCAUCGCGGAGAGGCUACGCAAGAGAAGGAUGAGCUCAAAUCAAACCCUGCUUUCAUUCUGAGCCCAGAGGAGGAAGGAGCCUCUGCUUUGUUCUUGGAUCAAAGCACAGGUACUGGUGUGUGAGUGUUGGCUGCUGAAAUGAGUGCCGUAAGAUCUGUAAGUAUUAGCAAUAUUUGGAUUGAUCUAUCUAUGAGAGUAUUACAGGGGAACCUAAACCAGUCCACACAGUAGUGAGUUUGCAUCGGACAAUAAUUGCAGAAUUUUGUACUAAGGUUGUAUUAGUAUUAUUAUGUAUAUCUUAGUUUGUGGGAUCUGGUAUGAGAGGCAGUUGAGUGACAUCUUAUGUAUGAGCAGAUUGAUAUUUAUAUUCAGAUGUUCAAUGAAA
Molecule: messenger RNA, 1922 nt
Organism: Neltuma alba
Lineage: Eukaryota; Viridiplantae; Streptophyta; Magnoliopsida; Fabales; Fabaceae
Product: phospho-2-dehydro-3-deoxyheptonate aldolase 2, chloroplastic
Exons: 5
Coding region: 45-1598 (517 amino acids)
Biological process (GO): aromatic amino acid biosynthetic process
Molecular function (GO): 3-deoxy-7-phosphoheptulonate synthase activity
Source: RefSeq, a predicted model, not a curated record